Molecule: messenger RNA, 2874 nt
Organism: Bipolaris victoriae FI3
Lineage: Eukaryota; Fungi; Ascomycota; Dothideomycetes; Pleosporales; Pleosporaceae
Exons: 3
Coding region: 1-2874 (957 amino acids)
Source: RefSeq, a predicted model, not a curated record
AUGUCUCUCGCAUACAAAGUGGAUGAAUUGCUUGCGUUGCGUGAUUCGGUUUCGGAAUCAGCCGUGUCGAUCGAGAAGUUUCCUGAUGAGGAUGUUAUCAGAGAACACGUUCUGCGUCCAUCUGCAUCUGCAGCAGCAAAUCUCAACAGCAGGUUGUCGAACAGAAGCCUGCGGGUUCCUCCUACGACGACUCCCGCUCCGCUCGGGUCUCAGAAGAAGCCAUCGCCUACACCAUCGUUGAAGCGAGGAAAAGCCGAGAAACUUCUUAAGGAGCACGGCAGUCCACCUGGUUUGCGAGUGACUGCAGGAGGCAGAAUUGUUCCCAGCGACCUUCCACCACUUGGCACGGCUCGAUACGGCGACACCGCGUACCGGCCGCAACAACCGUUGCGAGUCGCUCCGGGCAACGUCAUGCCGAUGCAAGUCCCGUCGAACGGCAAUAACACUGCCCGGAUUGGGGUUAUUGGUGGUCAGCCUGUCAUCUUCAUCGGAGAUCGCAUGUUUGCACUGCCGACAGUUAGCACGACCAGCUCUACACUGCCUCCUAAUGGCUCUGCCGCUAUGGAUCCAGCAAUCAAGCGAGGCCCUGACCCAUCUACAUCAGCUGUACAUGGUACCAUUCCAGGCGCUUCCUUUGGCCUGCCACGUUCUGGUACUCACACUCCGUUUGCUGGCAUGGACCUUGCUACGCUGAAGGCACAACAGACCAUCAAGAAGCAAGAGCUCCGAACUGUCGAGCAGACUGAAGUGCUACAGUCGAGCCACCAGAGUGACGCAUGGCGAGCGAGUAUGAUCGAGAAGAAGCGCUGCCUUAUUGUUGAACUCGAUGCCCUCAGGAAGCAGAUAUCGGCACUGGAGUCGGGUGCCAUCGCAGCCCAGCCCGGUUCCUUCUCCAAUGCAGUCGGCGCGUCCACAGCACCUGUCCCCUCAUUUGGAGUCCAGAACCAACAGCCGUUUGCUCCUGCAAUGUAUCCCUUCGCCACUGGCAAUCAGUAUGCACCCAUGACGAUGUAUCAGUCGCAACCGCAGCCCUAUGGUGCCUUCCCCAGCUUCCCCUCUGUGGAGCCGGCAGCGUUUGUACCAAGCACGGCCAAUCCACAUGCGCCGCACUCUCCUCCUGGAUCAGCCAACCGCCGUUCUCGUGCCAUUGAGAUCAAGCCCCCGCCUCCGGAGGAGGGUAAGAAGCCUUCAUCUCUUAACCCGAAGAGCCCCACCUAUGAGCCAGCUGCAAAAUCCGGUGACACGCAAGGAACUGUACCGCCUACGCCUUCGCCAGAGAAGUCAUCGCCUUGGCAUAUCCAAGAGGCUUCAGAGCCCAGCAAGCACGAUAGCGGGGCACCGACCCGAAAGCACAGUGUAUCCAGCGUUGAUACCAUGGAUUUCUUCCCUAUCAAUACACACGAGCACUCUUCUACACGGGUAGCGCCACCGAGCAAGGACACCAACCAGUCGACUGAGACUCAUACUGCUCCAUUGACACCAGAGGAACAUUGGCCUGCCAGCCCAUGGAACGAAGAGCACCCAGGCCGCGCUGGCAAGCAUGAGCCUGCACCCAAGCUUACCUCAUGGCCAGAAGCAUUCGGCAAGCAGCCUUCACUGCCCUCCCUGCGACAGAGCACUGCGAACCAGUCGUUGUCGGCCCCCAUCGAGCGUAUACCAGGCAUGGAAGCAAACGUAGCCAGGACUGCUCUGAGCAGUAAUGCAGUCUCGCGGGUGAACUCGGCCCAAGAUAGCAGCACUGGUCAGAGCUGGAAGCUCUCUGACAAGUCCGUCGUGCACGUUCCAAGCACAUAUCAAGAAGGCUACCAGGCUGGCUACGAUCAUGUUGGUAUUCCGGACAGUCCGGAUGUGCUGCAAGGCUAUAUUCAAGGUCUACUGCAUUUCCUCACGGACGAAACCAAGAAGCGCCAAGCCGAGUACCAACACAGUGCCAACUCUAGCACCCCUUCGCUCCGAGGACUGGUUGCUGGGUCCUUACCUCACGACUCUCCUCGUGGCAUCGACAGCUUUGGUAGUAGCCAAGAGAAUGUUCGGUUGUCAAAGCCCAGCCUGAGUGACGAUGCUCGUCGCGAUUUCGGACUUGGCUCCCAAGGUGACGUCCAGGGAGGACUUGUCCCGUACAGGAUGGGCAAUGAAGUGAUGAAGGCUUCACAGCAGCGUAUCGUCUCAGGUGCGCGUUACCUCGCACCUCCUAGUCUUUUCCCACUGAAGAUGGUAUCUGGACAUGGGCAAGCUAUGGCUUCAAACACUCAGAACGAUGCGAGCAAGGAGAUUCGGGACAGAGGUAUUGGACAGUCGAAUGGUGGAACGCCACAGCAGUUCUUGGGUAUCCAGGUGCAGAAUCACAACUUGGGCACACCGUUGACCAUGCAACGCUACUACACUACGGCCAAGGAACAGGGCUCUCAAGAGCUUGGACUGGAUGGAGCUAUGGAUGACCUUGCGGAGAUGAUCAACGAUACGCAUAUCAACGACUGUGGCACGUCUAUGGCGGGGGAGAAGCGGCCUGCCGAGACAGCCAACACCACGGAGUACGAGGAGAGCGAUGCAUCUUGUUUCAAGUCGUCGAGCGGCAAAGGCAAGCAGAAGGCCGCGUCUUCGCCCACCAAGACGACUGACACGGAGCGCGAGACUGUGACAUCGUCGCGUACCAACACUCCCGGAUCACCCAAGAAGGCCGGAGAGCAUUCACCGGCAAAGGCGAAGCUAGAGCAGGUGACGAACAAGUUCCGCCGUGGCAAGAAAGACGACGUUCGCACCAUGUCGCCUGAGGAGAGGACGAAGCGUUCGGAGAAGUGGCGCCAGCGCUUCCAGCAGCUCAAGAAGACGGAGAUGGAGGAGAUUGAGGCGUAUCGUAGGAACUCGCGCACUUGA